Panicum virgatum (switchgrass) is the source of this 1644-nucleotide messenger RNA. RefSeq lists its product as uncharacterized. Lineage: Eukaryota; Viridiplantae; Streptophyta; Magnoliopsida; Poales; Poaceae. The coding region runs from base 1 to 1644 and encodes 547 amino acids. The transcript has a single exon. The record is from RefSeq and is a predicted model, not a curated record. Gene Ontology annotation, molecular function: nucleic acid binding; zinc ion binding.
AUGGCAGGUGAUGAUGGAAGUGGGGGUCAUACUCCCAAGGACUUCAACGAGUGUGUUAGCCAAGAACAGCUGGAGGAUGCCAAGAGAGAGAUGCACGAGGUCGUCACCAAGGCAGUCACCGAGGCAAUCAUAGGCCUCAAGCUUGGUGAAAUCAUAUCCACGGUUACUGACAGGAUCGAUGCGUUGGAGACUCGUCAACAGCACAAUCAAGAUGAGGACAUGGUGUAUGAUGACCAAGGUAAUAUAGAUGAAGCGGCCACACGGGAAGCACGGCUACGCCAUCGUCUUCGCCGCAACACACAAGGUAUGGGUGGUACUCACAACCACAACCACAAUCACCAGCAAGGUAAUCAGAAUCGUGUACCCGAUGAUCCUUAUGCUAAGGUUAAGUUUACAAUACCUUCCUUUUCGGGAUAUUAUGAUGCUGACGGGUACCUUGAUUGGGAGAUGACAGUAGAGCAGAAAUUUAGUGCACACCUUGUACCUGAGCAACAUAGAGUUAGACAAGCCACUAGUGAGUUUAAAGAUUUUGCUAUCGUUUGGUGGACCAGUCUAAUUGCUGAGGAUGCUGCACCUACUACUUGGCAUGAUCUUAAGUCUGCUAUGCGUGAUAGAUUUGUUCCCCCAUCGUACCAUAGAGAUUUGCGUAAGAAAUUGAUGCGCUUAGAACAGGGAGAUAAAACCGUGCAGGAUUAUUAUGGUGAACUUCAAAAGGGUUUGAUGCGUUGUGCCAUAGUUGAGGGAACUGAGGAUGCUAUAUGUAGAUUUUACUCGGGCUUGAGGCGUGACAUUCAGGACAUUGUUGAUUACAAAGAAUUUCACACUGUCAACCAGUUGUUUCAGUUUGCCAUGCUUGCAGAGAAGGAAUUGCAGGGACGUGAUUUGCAGAGCAGGAGCAAGGCCACCUACACCCCACGCUCGGCGCCAUCUUCGGGGCUGACCAAGCCUGCCCCUUUUCGAUCGCCCCCACCUGCGAGCAACAAGCGACCAGCAGCUUCGGAAGCUGCCACAACGCCAAAACCAUCUCCUGCGCGUACUUCCGACUCAGGUAAAAAGUUGUUGCAGGAGCCAGCCAAGAGUUCGUCCUCCGUGUCCUCGACGGGAGGCACGACCGUUCAGUGCCACCGCUGCCAUGGAUUUGGACAUGUGCGGAAGGAUUGCCCAAGUCAGCGGGCAUACAUUGCUACCGAAGACGGCUACAUUAGUGCCUCCGACAUUGACGAUGAUGAUGAAGAAGAACCAGAAGAGGCUGCGGAGGCCGGGCAUGUUCUGGGUAGCGAGAACACAGCAGCCUUCAGGAGCAUCAUUGUGAAGCGAGUGCUCAACGUACAGGCACAACAACCAGAGAAGUUUCAGCGCCAUAAUUUGUUCCAGAUUUUCUUCGUCAUCAACAAUCGGCGAGCGCGUGUCAUCAUUGAUGGAGGUAGUUGCAAUAAUUUGGUGAGUUCAGAUUUGGUCAAGAAGCUUGGCUUGGCCACACGUCCACACCCCCAUCCAUAUUAUAUUCAGUGGUUUAAUGAUGCGGGGAAAGCUAAGGUAACACAAUCUUGCAGAGUUUCUUUUUCCAUUGGUUCAUAUGCUGAUUCCGUAGAUUGUGAUGUUGUACCUAUGGAUUCGCUGUGCCUCAGUUUCCUAGAACCUUAG